AUGCGCACGGCUGGGUUUCAAGAUGUCGACGAGAUGGCGACGACAUACUACACCGGCAAGUUCGAAAAGCGAAGCAUCCCCGCCAUCAUGCAAUGCUCCAGCCGUAGCCGCCAGCUGAAGCCGAUACUGGAGAAAUACAGGAGAGAGGCAGCAAGUGGCCGCGAUGAGAAUCGCGAGGCCUUUACUAAACGGCAGCCUGUCAGAAGCUACGGGUAA
Messenger RNA from Diaporthe amygdali, 216 nucleotides. RefSeq lists its product as uncharacterized. Bases 1 to 216 code for a protein of 71 amino acids. NCBI's taxonomy places the organism in Eukaryota, Fungi, Ascomycota, Sordariomycetes, Diaporthales, Diaporthaceae. The record is from RefSeq and is a predicted model, not a curated record. The transcript has a single exon.